AUGGCUACUCUACGGAAGUCCAAGGCCAGCUUCCUGGCUUUGAUUUUCUUGGUUGAUAUGGUUUCAUUCGCUGGUCUCGUUGGAGCUAGACCUGUUGCCAUGGACCAGUUAGAUGUUCCGACACAGGAAGGUUACCAUGGCAGCUUGGGGCAGGAUGGAGCCGCUGGCCUCGCCGAGGAGCUCGGCUGGCAGGAAGCCUCUGGCGUGGACAGCGGCACGCACAUCCAGUCCAGACAAUACUCUGGUUUUGGCGGCACUGCCACUGGUGGCACGACUACGGGGAAUGCCGCCGCAGGUAAUUCUCGGCCCGGAAGCAGCACGACGGGAAACACUGGGACCGGCAAUAGCUUUGCUGGAACGGCUGGUUCUGGUAUCACGGUCACACCAUCUGGAGGUGAAGGCGGAGGCACUUCUGCCUCGCCGUCGAGCCCUGGCUCUAGCGCUCCAGGUACCGGGGUGAGCGGGCCUGCCGCCGCAGGCAGCGGUCCCGGUAAUGGCUCUAAGGGUGGCGGUUCUCCGACCAGCGCUGCAGGCAGCUUUGCCACUCCCGCAUCUGGGGGUGUUAGCGGAGGCUCUAGCUCUGCUUCGGCAAUUCCAGGAACCACGGUCAGCGGAUCUGGGCUCUCUGGUAAUGCUGGCGGCACCAGCGGCACAGGUCCUAGGCCCAACGGCAGCGGUUUCUCCUCCAGCAGCUCCGGGAGCAAUGGCACGCCAAGCUCUGGUUUAGGUUUUGGAGAUACAGCAUCUGAAGGGAGCGGAGCUGUUGCCGGUACUCCCGGCAGCUCGGCCUCUGGCCCUGCAACAGGCGACGCAGGCAAUGGAAGUGAGAGCCCUUCGAACCUUGCAGACGCUGGUAGAGAAUCUACCCCCAACAAACCUGCAGGAUCCGGAACGGGUACAGAGGGUUCUGAAGCUGUAGACUCGGCUGCCAGUCGGGGUUCUGCCAGCAUGGAAGCGCCAGACUCCGCCGGCGCCAGCAACAAGGUUUCCAAACGUGCAAAGAGAUCGACUACAACUGACCCCGUCAAUGGGGGCACCGGAAACAGCCUCAAUGGAGUCAACGGUGGAGCGACCAACACCGGCGGCGGCACAAAUGUCAAUGUCAUUAACAGCCCAGCCAGCGCGGCUGAUAAAGACAAAGGGACGAUUAAUACGCUGCUUGACAAGCUGUCUUCGAUCAUAAAGACUUUGCGCUGA
Molecule: messenger RNA, 1197 nt
Organism: Aspergillus pseudoviridinutans
Lineage: Eukaryota; Fungi; Ascomycota; Eurotiomycetes; Eurotiales; Aspergillaceae
Product: putative extracellular glycine/serine-rich protein
Exons: 2
Coding region: 1-1197 (398 amino acids)
Source: RefSeq, a predicted model, not a curated record